UACUCACCUGUCUGAGCCUGUGAGAGUAUGACACUGCAUGCGGCCACCUGCCUCCUCCAGACACGGCUCUCACUGUCGGACUGUCCCUUCCUACUGUGCAAAUACGUCCACCUCCAUCCCACAAGCCUUUCCUACCAAUCUAUCCAUAUUUUCUGCCUCUAUGUCUUGUUCCAACAAUGUGUUCAGCAAUAUCUCAUAGGCAGCCACCUCCCCCUCCUGAUGCCAGUCUCCUAAUCAGCACUCAACCUUCUGGAAGCCCGGGGAGAUCUGAGAACUUAGACACACGUAUGGUUAUCACUGUUCAGCCGCCAGGAGAGCAUUUUUGCUGACUCAUCUAAUAUGUUUCACUGGGUAAAGAUACUGUGAGCCUGAGUUAGAGGCUGCUGUUUCCUGAGGACACUCAUGGUCAUUGCUGGUUUUCCUACUCACAACAAGGGGGCUUGAGAGGAAAGACGUCUUCAAGGCCUGAAGCCUCCAAGGCCCUAAUGGAGAGUAAUUUCAUGUAUGGGCAGAAUCAAGCCCUUUGAAGAAAUAUUAUUAGCUGAUGGUAAAAGGGAAAACAUCAAAGCUUUGUAUUUCUCUUCUACGACAGUCAUUAGUGAAACCGAAUGGCCAACAUAACUUUUGAAUUAAAGGAGAAACUACUAGUGUUUGGGGUCAUCGAGAUCCUGAGUGGAGCAGUAAUUCUGGUUCUGGGUGUUUUUCUGGGCUCCAUGCAAGGGAUAUUUGAUUUCUUCGGGUACUUCUCUUUCUUUACCUUCUACUCAGGCUACCCGGUAUGGGGCCCUUUGUCUUUUAUUUUUACAGGGUGCUCAUCUAUUGUAUCUGGGCGAUACCUCCGCAGAAUAUUGGAGCAAGCAAGAUACCUGAGGUACCUCGUCAGUGCUGUAAUGGCACUGCUUGGGGUUAUGGUGCUCUCAGCAAACUUAGCACUUAAUAACGUGUGGUUGGAGGAUUGCCCAUAUUCAGAAUCACCAGACUUAUGCCUCUACAUGGGCACCUCAAACAAUGGCCUGAUGUCUCUAAUGCUGAUCUUUACCUCACUGGAAUUGGUCAUAACCCUCUCUACUACAGUCAUAUGCGAGGCAGCCCAUUGCAUACAUUGGGCAGGAUAUUUCGUAUAGUGAUCAUCAGAAAUAUUCUAUUUUUGAAAAUCAAGAAUGCUUCCUGAUAAAUAAUAAUCUGAAAUCAAGGAAAUUUAAUCUUAGAUCUGCAAUAAAUCACAGCUUCGUAGAAGCAGGAGACCGUGAACGCCUACCCUCAUGGCAACAAUCAUGAGAAACUUGGACAUUUGACCCAACCUUUCUUUCAUAACUAUGCAUCUCAUCAGUGUACCCUUACUUGGAAGGACAAACCUGCUUUUUUAGGCAUGGUAGUUUUAUAACUUCUGUGAUCACUACUCCAAGUUUGUUCCCAUAAAUCAGUCCUCCUUUUCUUUUGUAUCUACUCCUUUGCUUAUAAGAUUUAAAGGAGUCAGAACAUUCCCUUUCUCAUGUUUUGUCUUUUAAACAGAACUUUAAACUAUCGAAUGAGAAAGAAAGUGGGCCAGAUUUCUUUUUAUU
This is a messenger RNA of Manis pentadactyla (Chinese pangolin), 1562 nucleotides long. Its product is annotated as membrane-spanning 4-domains subfamily A member 3-like. The transcript has 7 exons. NCBI's taxonomy places the organism in Eukaryota, Metazoa, Chordata, Mammalia, Pholidota, Manidae. The coding region runs from base 609 to 1124 and encodes 171 amino acids. The record is from RefSeq and is a predicted model, not a curated record. Gene Ontology annotation, cellular component: membrane.